AUGGAUUUGGUACCAUCAAGAUGUAAGAUUCACAUAACAUGGAUCGUUACAACGAUGAUGAUGAUGAUGAUGAUGAUGCAAAGAGGAGAAUCAAUGAGAUUAGAUAUGGAAUCAGGCAUCAACAAAUGUAUCUCCGAUGAUAUCAAAUCAAAUUACAUGACGGUUGGUACUUAUUCCAUAGUCAAUCCAAACGAAGGUCACCAGCUUCCACCAUCUCACAAACUCUUUGUCACUGUAACGUCUCCUAAAGGGAAAAGCCAUCAUCAUGCAGAGAACGUAGUGUCCGGGAAAUUCGUGUUUACGGCAGAUGAGACUGGGGAUUACAUGACUUGUUUUGUGGCUCCUGGUUAUAGACCAACCGCGAAAUUCGCGGUUGAUUUCGAGUGGAAAAGUGGCGUAGAAGCUAAAGAUUGGACCACUAUUGCCAAAAGAGGCCAAAUCAAUAUGUUGGAGGUAGAGGUGAGGAAACUACUUGACGUGACAGAAACUAUACAUGAAGAAAUGUUUCAGCUCCGAGAGAGAGAGCGUGAAAUGCAAGAAUUGAACCGAUCGACGAAUUCAAGAAUGGCGGUAAUGAGUGUAUUGUCGUUGGCUGUCACGAUGUCGGUUGCUGGUUUACAACUAUGGCAUCUCAAGUCGUUCUUGGAGAGGAAGAAGCUCCUAUGA
Messenger RNA from Capsella rubella, 666 nucleotides. Its product is annotated as transmembrane emp24 domain-containing protein p24delta11. The transcript has 4 exons. Lineage: Eukaryota; Viridiplantae; Streptophyta; Magnoliopsida; Brassicales; Brassicaceae. Gene Ontology annotation, cellular component: endoplasmic reticulum; Golgi apparatus; endoplasmic reticulum-Golgi intermediate compartment. Bases 1 to 666 code for a protein of 221 amino acids. The record is from RefSeq and is a predicted model, not a curated record. Gene Ontology annotation, biological process: endoplasmic reticulum to Golgi vesicle-mediated transport; intracellular protein transport; Golgi organization.